Messenger RNA from Phaethon lepturus (White-tailed tropicbird), 1369 nucleotides. Its product is annotated as conserved oligomeric Golgi complex subunit 2-like. The annotation marks the transcript as partial. NCBI's taxonomy places the organism in Eukaryota, Metazoa, Chordata, Aves, Phaethontiformes, Phaethontidae. The record is from RefSeq and is a predicted model, not a curated record. The transcript is spliced from 8 exons. Gene Ontology annotation, cellular component: COG complex; membrane. Gene Ontology annotation, biological process: Golgi organization; intra-Golgi vesicle-mediated transport; protein transport.
AUUCAGAGAAAUAGCAGGGGCCUUAGAAGAAGCACUUUCAGAUACACUGGAGGAAGCUCCAGCUGGCAGCUCAUUCUGUCUUUUGGCCACUCACAUGGUCUGGAUGAGUCUCCUGAAGUGCUGGUCAGAUCAAAUGUUUUUACCAUUAUUAGCACACCGUCUGUGGAAACUUAGUCUACAAAUUUUAGCGCGCUACUCUGUGUUCAUUGGUGAGGUUUCUGUGAGGCCCAUUUCCAGGGAGAAUACGAAGGAAAGCAAAAAAUCAGUGCCAGUUGGUAGAAAAGAAUCUUCUGUAAGCCUCAACCCUGGUGAGGACCAAGGGAAUGGGUCUUCUCCAGAAAGUCAGCCGUUGCCUUCUGUAUCUAGUACUCAGUUGGUAUAUGUUGCUGCAGAUCUGGACAAACUCCAGGAUCAGAUUCCUGACAUCUUAGAAAUGAUUAAACCAAAACUUGAAAUUAUUGGCUUCAAGAACGUAUCUUGUAUUGCAGGAGCCUUGGAAGACUCAAAGACUUCUUUAUCAGCCUGUGUGCCUACCUUGAAUAACAGGAUUAUCCAGGAUCUCAGUGAGUCCUCCUUCGCUUACCUGAAGAGUGCACUUGAAGUUCCAAGAUUAUACAGGAGAACCAAUAAGGAGGUGCCAACUAAAGCUUCACCUUACGUUGACAGUGCUCUUAAGCCCUUCUACCGCCUGCAGAAUGACUACAAAGAUACAUUGAAGCAGCCCAUGAUUCAUCAGUGGUUGGAAGGUGCCCUCUCUGAAAGCACACAGAAGUAUUAUGAAACUGUAUCUGAUGUGCUAAGUUCUGUUAAGAAAAUGGAAGAGAGCCUGAAAAGGUUGAAGCAAGCCAGAAGAACUGCAACUUCAAACCCUGUUGGUACAAAUGGGGGCAUGAGUGAUGAUAACAAAAUCCGACUGCAGCUGGCCCUAGAUGUUGAGUAUUUUGGAGAACAAAUACAAAAGAUGGGACUGCAAACAAGCAGCAUAAAAAGCUUUUCAGCCCUUGCAGAGCUGGUUCUGGCUGCCAAGGACCAGGCUACAGCGGAACAAUCCUAGAUAGUUUUGAAAGCCCCUACAAGAAAGAGAGAGAAUUUAACUCUUCUUUAUUUUAACAAAUAAGUAGCAAUGAAGUGCUUCCUAAUGUAUCUCGAGCAACAAAUCAGCGCAUCUUCGGUCAAGAUAGGCUUCUUUCACCAAAAGACUGAGAAUUUAACAUAGUUUUCCAUUAUAUGGAAAGCAAUCAAAAGUUCUAAACCUUCUACAAUACAAUAAAAGUGGAAAAAAAUGGUUUUUUAUUUUUGUUGUACAUCUUAAAAUGUAGAAGAAUGAACUUAUAUGAUGAAGAUAAUAGGUAAUAAAUUGUCUUCCUAA